This is a messenger RNA of Ostrinia furnacalis (Asian corn borer), 420 nucleotides long. Its product is annotated as adenylate cyclase type 5-like. Gene Ontology annotation, cellular component: plasma membrane. The transcript has 4 exons. Gene Ontology annotation, biological process: cAMP biosynthetic process. Bases 1 to 420 code for a protein of 139 amino acids. Gene Ontology annotation, molecular function: adenylate cyclase activity. Lineage: Eukaryota; Metazoa; Arthropoda; Insecta; Lepidoptera; Crambidae. The record is from RefSeq and is a predicted model, not a curated record.
AUGCAGAGGUUCAGGAUGGUGACAGGCAGUGACCAGUCCAGCCUGAUCACUUCAAACACGGACAAGAAACCACAACACAGCUUCUCGAUCAACGGAAAUGUCUCCAAGGAGAUGCGGGUAAUGGGACAUGGCUCACAGCAUGGCAAGAACUCAUCUAACAGGAUCGGCGUGGACUCAGCCAGCGAGAACAAGAAGCCAGAGGAUGAAGUGAACGAGUACCUGAUGAAGGCCAUCGAUGCUCGCUCCAUCGACCGCCUGCGCGCCGAGCACUGCCGACCAUUCACGCUCACCUUCAGAGACCGCAAGUUGGAGGGAAAGGCCAUGGUCAUGGGCGGAUGUUGCUCGCCUUGCGAUCUUUCCCUGAUGGCGGUCAACUCUGUGCAUGCGUGCAAGAAACUGACCCUAAUCAAAGAUGUUUAG